Molecule: messenger RNA, 3285 nt
Organism: Aureococcus anophagefferens
Lineage: Eukaryota; Pelagophyceae; Pelagomonadales; Pelagomonadaceae
Exons: 1
Coding region: 1-3285 (1094 amino acids)
Molecular function (GO): protein binding
Source: RefSeq, a predicted model, not a curated record
AUGCCCUACCUGCCGCCGAACAUGCCGCCCGUGCUCGACAGCGGCGCGCUCGGCGCCGAGGAGCCGCGGCCCGAGCCCAAGCCCGGCGUCGUCCGCGCCGGCGCGCUCGCGGGCUUCCUGCUCGUCGGCGGAAAGAAGAAGUGGUGCGUCCUCGACGGCGACGACCCCCUCGACGCCGCGCUGGUCGUCGCCGACGACGCCGAGGCCGUCGACGACGGCGCGCGCUAUUCGCUGUCCAAGGUGGAACUCGAGCGCCCGAAGAACAAGGGCAAGCGCGUCGACGUCUUCCGCGUCAAGCACGGCGACGAGGCCUUCGUCGUGCGCGUCGCGCCGCCCGAGGCCAAGGCCAAGGACGACGGCGAGAAAGAGAAAGAAGACGCCGUCCCGCUCCAGGACUGGGUCGCGACGUUGAACGCGCGCCGCGCGGACGCCGUCGCCGCGGCCGAGGCCGCGGCCGCCAAGGCGCCGUCGACGCCGUCGCCGCCGCCGUCGCCGCAAAAGCCCGGGCCCGAGGAGGUGACGCUGAACUUGGACGACGAGCUGGGCGUCGUCGUCCGCGAGGUCGACGGCGGCCGAUUGGUCGUGGCGGCCGUCGCGCGCGGCUCGCAGGCCCAGACCCUCGUGCGGCCCGGAUGGGAGAUCGUCGAGUGCGACGGCGCCGAGGUCCGCGGCCGCGACGACCUCGAGGACGCGCUCCGCGACGCGCUGCCCGCCGGCCGCGCGACGGUCGGCUUCGAGCGCGCGCCCGACCGCGGCGACGCGGACCUCGACUUCUCCUACGACUGCUUCGACCUCGACGACCUCGUCUGCGGCGCCGCCCACGAGCCGCCGCCGCCGCCGCCGCCCGUCGGCGCCGAGCUCUCCGGCGCGUCGGGCCGCGUCGCGGCGACGCUCGCGGGUCUCAAGGGCGCGGCCGCGCCGGACGGCAUGAUCGGCGGCUACACGCGGAGCGAGCUCACGAAGACGAAGUUGAGGACGCCCAAGGUCUCCGUGCGCAAGCUCGCCCAGUACGUGCGCUGGAUCGACGCGAGCGGCGUCUGGCCGAACCCGUUGACCGUCGACCGCGUGCACGGCGAGCUCCGCAACGGCUUGCUGUUGUGCCGCCUCAUGCAGCGCCUCGUGCCGGGCACGACCUACAGCCGCCUCCACCACAAGCCGCGGUCCAAGGCCGUCUGCAUCGCGAACAUCGAGCAGGCGCUGGGGGUCGUCUGGCGGUCGGGCCGCGUGAACAACAGCCUCGUCGCGUCCGCGGCGCAGAUCUACGACUGCUGCGAGAAGAAGCCGGACCGGGCCAACGUGCUCCUGCGCGAGAUCUUCGACGUCUACGUCUUCCGCGAGCUCAAGAGGAAGGGCGCGCGCGUGCUGGCGUGGUACGACGACGUUUUGGCGCGCGCGAACUUCGGCGCCGCGCUCCCCGAGGCGGCGGCGAAGCGGCCCUUCGCGGGGCUCUGGGACUUCUUCGAGGACGGCGCGGCGCUGGGGACCGUGCUCAAGUACUUCGUCGGGCCCAAGGCGCUCGCGGCGGGGGAAGAGCGAGAAGGCUUGAGCAGCUACGAGGUCAUCAAGAAGGAUUUGGAUGAUAUCUUCGAGCUCCUGCGGUCUUUGGACGUGCCCGUGCUCUGGACCGCCGACGACUGGGCGACGUUCCCCGACGACGAGUUCGUAUUGGCCCAGCUCGACGCGGUCUACGAGCGGUUCCGCGACUGCCAGUGCGCGGUGCCCCAGGAUUUGGAAGCCGUGGACCUGGCGCUCCACUCGGAGAGCGCGCGGGCGCGGUCCCUGCUCGGCGACGACCUGGGCCCGUCGCCGCCGACGUCGCCCGCGUCGCCGCGGCCCGCGGCGCCGUGUCGCGACGAGAUCGCGCUGCCGCGGGUCCUCGAGGGCAACCACGACGCCCACUUCUUCAGCGACGCCUUCGCCCACGUCGAGCGCGACGGCGCGGACUUCGAGGGCGCGCUCCACGACGACGCGUACACGCGCGCGGACGGCGUGCCGACGACCGUGAAGGAGCUCGCGGCCGCGCGAGAGCACCUCGCGGAUUUCGGCGAGCGGGGCCGCCGCGAGCUCAAGCACAAGCGCGCGGCGGCGGACCUGCGGCGGAAGAUGCUCGCCAUCGCGGACCUGCCGAGCCCCGAGAGAGACGCGCGCGAGGAGGACGUCGACCGCGAGUUCGAGCUCCUGGACGCCGCGGCCGGGGACCUCGAGCGGCGGCUGCGCGACGAGGCCGACGAGCUCGACAAGGCCGAGGCGGGCCUCGUGGCGGGCCCCGUGCGCGUGCGGCCCGACGACUUCGGGAGCCCCGCGAAGCGCCGCGAGCGGCGCCGCGAGCGCCUCGCGAACGAAAAGGCCGUCCGGGCCCAGGAGAGCGGCUGGGUCGCGACGGGCACGAAGUGGGAGACGCACAACCUGCUCAUCCGCAAGGCCAUGAACCGCGUGCCCGACGGCGACGAGCCCCCCGCAAAGGAGAAGACGGAGGCGCCCAAGGACAGGGAGGACGUCAUGUGGGACUUCUUCCGCCACCGGCUCCGCGAGCGGCAGGACGCCUACUUCAAGAAGCGCGACGCCGAGGUCCAGCGGGGCCUCGAGGAGCUCCGGCGCGAGCACGACGCCGCGCCGCCGGCGCCCGUGCUGGAGACGCUCGACGACGACGACCCCCAGCGCCUCGUGCUCCAGGUCCAGCAGUCGAUCCGCAACGAGGAGCUGCGCCUCUUCGCCCUCGAGGAGGAGCGCACGCUCGUCGCGCUCGACGUGCGCGCGGGCGCGCCGCUCCGCGACGUCGACCCCUUCCGCGCGGCCGUGAAAGCCGGCGGCCGGCCCGAGUCGCCGACGCGCGUCUUCGACGCGCUGCACCGCGAGCCGCCCAAGGCGCGCCGCGAGACGCCGCCGCUGCCGCCGGCGGAGACCUUCCUCCACGACGCGCGCGUGCUCGCCCUCGUGGAGCGCAACAGCGAGCGGCCCUUCCUCGUCCGCGUCGUCUCCGCGGUUUUGGACGACGGCCAGCUCCGCGAGCUCCGCGCGUACGCGGCGGACGACGAGUCGGGGAAGCCCGCCCUCGCCUGGAGCGACGAGGACAGCGGCGACCUCGUCGGCUUCGCGAUCCUCGACGAGGUCGCGUCCGUCGCGCCGGGCCGCGACCCGCGCGUCUUCAAGCUCGCGCUCAAGCCCAUGAACCCGCGCGCCGUGAAGAACUCCGGCGGCCUCCGCACGAUCUGCUUCCGCUGCGACGACGCCGCCGACGCGCGCAAGUACCACGCGGCCCUGGCCGCGCUCGCGUCCGCCAUCUAA